Laetiporus sulphureus 93-53 is the source of this 594-nucleotide messenger RNA. RefSeq lists its product as uncharacterized. Bases 1 to 594 code for a protein of 197 amino acids. The record is from RefSeq and is a predicted model, not a curated record. The transcript has 2 exons. Lineage: Eukaryota; Fungi; Basidiomycota; Agaricomycetes; Polyporales; Laetiporaceae.
AUGACCCACUGCCCACUGUGCAAUGCAUAUGUGGCCAUUCCGCAUGAUUUUCAGCAUGUGAUCCCUGAACCUCCCACUAUAGUAAUAGAUGUGGAUGACACUGGGUCUAUGGCUGAUUUCAUCUCUGCAUGGCUGGUUCAUCAGCUGGGACUGAAGUCCUUUGAAUUGGCCAAACCUUUGCCUGUGCACCUCGCUGUGCAAGGCUCUCGGUCCAAGAUCCACUCUGAAUGUCAAGCUAUGAUAGUUUACCAAGCUAUCAAUGAAGUCCGAUGCUUUGACGUCACUAAUCUGUCUACUUAUGAUGUAGUUCUGGGUACACCUUUCUUCUUUCAACAUCAAGUGGCACUUGAGUUUAAUCCCACUACCAUCGAGAUCGGAAGUGCCAAGUCACUUCCUAUUGAAGGUAAAUGCUUGAAAGUCCUUGAAUCAAGGGCUACAGAGAUGUAUGAGGACCGUCUUAAAGGUGUGCAUGAACAUCUUCGCGAAUAUGCAAAGCCCAUUUGUAAAUCGGCGCAGGACUCUCCCCUACCACCGCUGCAGGCAAUAAAUCAUGUCAUACCUUUAAAAGACCCUAAUAAGGUCUAUACUUGGUGA